AUGCUGAGCCAAGCCGCGGCGACCUCCAAGAAGGAGAAACAGGCCUUUGCCCAAGCCGCAGCUGCUCGUGAAGCGGCGCUGAAGGAUGCCGAAGCCGCCCAGGAUCGCUGCCGGGGGCUGGAGGCCGAGCUGAAGGCCCUGACGCAGGCCGCAGAACGCAGCCGGCUGGAGGAGCUGGAGCGGAAGGUGGAGGCGGAGAAGGCCAAUCUUGACGCCAAAGCGAAGGUCCUGGCCGAGGACUGCGCGGCCUUCGCGCUUUUCGAGGAGAGGUCCCGCGUGGCACUGAAGCGUUGUGCGGCCGCUGGCACAGCCGUGAAGGGUCAGGUGGAGGCCCUGCUGAAGAAGUUCCGCGCCUUCGCUCUCGCGCCUUCGACCAGCGGUGCUCCUGAUCCUGCAGCCCCGGCCGACGGUACAGGUGAGGGCGACGCCACCAAGGAAGGAGCAUCCCUUGUGGGUGAUGGCGGUGCCCAGGGAUGA
Molecule: messenger RNA, 477 nt
Organism: Aegilops tauschii subsp. strangulata
Lineage: Eukaryota; Viridiplantae; Streptophyta; Magnoliopsida; Poales; Poaceae
Source: RefSeq, a predicted model, not a curated record